GAAUUUCGCGGCACACGUUAUGCCCCCGGCUCAACCACGCCUCGCGUCGCACGGUAAAGUUCGACGGCCAUAUUGACUGUCUACACCUCCUCUCUUGCCCGGCGGUGAAACUGGCUCAGUCGCUUCAUACAUCACACUCCAUACCAAGGCUGAGAAACAGCGGAGUGUCUUAACGGUAAACAAAUCGAUCUAUUUUGGUCGCGUUGGAUAUAUAAAGUAGACUACCCUGUGGACCCAGUUUACCAUUUUCUGAACGCAGUCCAUCUACUGAGGCAGUGGAGCCCAGGGCGAGUCAACGAGACGGAGGACGAUUUCUUUGCAUUUUCUCAGCAGAAGGGCAAGGCUGGAGAGAGGACAAAGAUGCCCAAACCGAUCAAUGUGCGGGUCACCACCAUGGAUGCAGAGCUGGAGUUUGCCAUCCAGCCCAACACCACCGGCAAACAGCUCUUUGACCAGGUGGUGAAGACAGUGGGCCUCCGGGAGGUGUGGUUCUUUGGCCUGCAGUACACAGACAGUAAAGGCUACAGCACGUGGCUCAAACUCAACAAGAAGGUGACGCAGCAGGAUGUGAAGAAGGAGAACCCUCUGCAGUUUAAGUUCAGAGCCAAGUUCUUCCCGGAGGACGUGUCUGAGGAACUCAUCCAGGAGAUCACACAGAGACUCUUCUUCCUGCAGGUAAAGGAGGCCAUCCUGAAUGAUGAGAACUACUGUCCUCCAGAGACAGCUGUGCUGCUGGCCUCCUACUCUGUCCAGGCCAAGUACGCAGACUACAACAGAGACCUCCACAGGCCUGGCUACCUCACCUCCGACCGCCUGCUGCCACAGAGAGUCUUGGAGCAGCACAAGUUGACUAAGGAGCAGUGGGAGGACAGAAUACAGACCUGGCAUGAAGAACACAGAGGCAUGCUCAGAGAGGACUCAGUGAUGGAGUAUCUGAAGAUAGCCCAGGACCUGGAGAUGUAUGGCGUCAACUACUUUGAGAUCAAGAACAAGAAGGGAACAGAGUUGUGGCUGGGUGUGGAUGCGCUGGGACUCAAUAUCUACGAACACGAGGACAAGUUGACACCAAAGAUUGGCUUCCCCUGGAGCGAGAUCAGGAACAUCUCCUUCAGCGACAAGAAGUUUGUCAUCAAACCCAUCGACAAGAAAGCUCCAGAUUUUGUGUUCUAUGCCCCGCGGUUGCGGAUCAACAAGCGUAUCCUGGCGCUGUGCAUGGGGAACCACGAACUGUACAUGAGGAGGAGGAAGCCUGACACCAUUGAGGUUCAGCAAAUGAAGGCCCAGGCCAGGGAGGAGAAACACCACAAACAGAUGGAAAGAGCCCAGCUAGAGAACGAGAAGAGAAAACGAGAGCAUGCAGAGAAGGAGAGGGCGAAGAUAGAGAAGGAGAAGGACGAGCUUGUCGAGAGGCUCAGACAGAUUGAGCAACAGACGCUAAAGGCCCAGAAAGAGCUGGAGGAGCAGACACGCAGGGCCCUGGAGUUGGACCAGGAGAGGAAGAGAGCGAAGGAGGAGGCAGAAAGGUUGGAGGGAGAGAGACAGGCAGCGGAGGAGGCCAAGGCAGCGCUGGCUAAACAGUCCGCUGACCAGAUGAAGAACCAGGAACAACUGGCCGCUGAGCUAGGAGAAUUCACUGCCAAAAUCGCUCUGCUUGAAGAGGCCAAGAGGAAGAAGGAAGAGGAGGCGACUGAAUGGCAACACAAAGCCAUCUCAGCCCAGGAAGACCUGGAAAAGACUAAAGAGGAGCUGAAGUCUGUGAUGUCAUCACCCCCGGCGCCGGAGCACGAUGAGCAAGAUGAGACGAACGCAGAGGGCAGUACCGAGCUGAACAGUGACGGGGUCACCAGCCACCGCAGCGAGGAGGAACGUGUCACAGAGGUCCAGAAGAACGAACGCGUCAAGAAACAGCUGCAGGCUCUGAGUUCAGAGUUGGCUCAGGCGAGGGACGACACCAAGAAGACCCAGAAUGACAUGCUACAUGCGGAGAAUGUGAAGGCUGGGAGGGACAAGUACAAAACCCUGCGCCAGAUCCGACAGGGCAACACCAAGCAGCGCAUUGACGAGUUCGAGUCCAUGUAAGAGUCAGCGCCCUCCCACCCUCGCGUUGCCAUGAUAACAGCUAACUUUCUUGGAUAGCCGACCCUGCUCGUUCCCACCCCGUUCCCCCAAAUCCGUACUUGCAAAAAGGCCAGAGGUGUGUGGAUUCAAUGUCCCACCCACUACUCCUUGCCAAAGCUCUGCCCACUAGCGGUUGGCCAAUCAAACCGCUCCAUGCUUAGAGCUCCACCCAACCACAUCUGGAAUCAUCCAAUCUGGAAUGACAAGCAACAUAUCCUGCCGAAAUGAACUUCUCCUUGAGCAAAGGAUAAUUUAACCCUUGCAUGUCUGAUGUAAGAAUGGAUUUUUUAAAAAUAAUGUAGAGAGAAAUUAGUGAAUAUUUUGCUUUUAUUGAGAGAAUUGCCAUUUGUAGCUUUUUGAUGUUGUUGACAAGCAUGUAUGUAAAGCUUUAAAUAUCGUACCUUUUUUUUUGUGAUCAAGUAUUUAAAUGGUUUUCUUAAACUGCCUUAUUCGUCUCAUUUCAUUUACAUUACUUCAGUUUUGGUUUCAUAUUUAACUGUGGUGAGUUAGCUGUGCUCUAGUCAUGGGUCCGCUGAUGUUGAACCAGUGGUUUAAUUCCUGCAGAAUUUGAACACAGCUUUUUAUUUGUCCCUUCUAACCUAUACGUUUGAUGUGUUAUUCACCGUCCAUUGACAGUUUUGUUAACAUAUAUUUUGGUCCACAAUAAAGAAUCCAUGUAUAUUUCUUACUUCCAGUCAGUUAAAGUAUUUAUCCCAGGUUGGAUGAGGGUAGAAUGGGAGGGAGGCAGCAGUUCAAUAUUAUAUGAACGGAGUGGUAUGAGGAACUGUUUAUUUUGAACAUUCCAGAUGAAUCACCUUCCAGGCAUUUUAAGAAUGCGUGAAGGGAAAAUAACCAUUAAACCACCUGAGACAUUUUAGUGGUCUAAAUCAUGGUUUUGACACUAAGGUUAUGUAACAAAUGAUAUGUCUAGCUCCUCCUACAACUGGUAAAACAGUCUCUAGUCUAGACCGACGGGUUGCCUCCCACAAUGUAACCAAUGUUCCAGUCUGGGAAAUCUAAGACUAGGUAAAAUAGUAAUGUCAACUGUGUUAUCCUUAAAUGUCAACCAAAGUACAGUAUGUACUAUAUGUACCGACCUCUUCUAGAUGUGAAAUCAUUUAAGUGAAACCCAUAACUAACAUGGUGGUAACCCUUCCAAAGUACAUGUGUAGUGUUGUGGAUGACAACACACCAGGUUAUUCAUUCAACUUCAUCACCACAGUAAACGUAACCACUGUUUUGAUUUUAAAUUUAAUUUCAGAUGUCGCAGUUUAUUUAUGUACGCAUCACCUUCAGACAUUCCGUUCAGUAUGACAAUAAUAAAAAAAAUAGAUAUAAAAGUUGUGAAGAAUAUUUCAGGUAGGCCUAUUUGAAUUGACAUGCAAAAGUGGAGGAAAGUCUAGCAUUAUUAUCAUGAUGUUGAAAUGACGAGCUUCUUAUUAAGUGUCAUUAACCUGUCAUCCCAUUCAGUGUAGGAUACAGUACAUGUCUGACAUAUGCCCCCCAAGUGUUGACAUUUCAUUAUCACAUGAUACACACAUGCCUCACUAGCAUCCUACUGUAUCUAAAUUAACCUGAGAACAAUUUUGGCAGCAAACCCAUUCCUUUCCCCCCGAAAAAGACGAUCGUCACCACCUUGAGUAAGGCUUUAUUGCUUUAUUAUUCAUAACUCAUAAGGAGUCAACAUUUUCCAUUUGGCCUCAGUUCCCUGAAUCAGCAAGUAAGACUGCUACACAUGCCAGAGUAUUAUAAAGAGUCACGUGCUCUGGGGUUACGGUACUUAAAGCUCAUUGUUUUAACAUGUGUUGCCCCCCCCACACACACACAUUCACAUACUGUACAGUCACUAAGGCAAGAACAUCAACAUCACAUCAGGUCACAGUUCUCCAUUUUCCUCCAUUACAUUUUGGCUUGAAAUGACCCAUGUUGACCUGUGAAGAGAGGAUCAUCAUAAUACAUAUAUAACAUAGGCUAAACCUCAAUCAUUUUGCCAAUUGCUUUGAUCCCUGACGGGAAUACUGCAUCCCAACCUUAUUUUUUUCACUUUUAUAAGGCAUUUAUUAGAUUUAACAGUUUUAUUGUAGCACAAAUUAUGUUGGAUUUAAAGCACAACAGGGAUGAAUAUUUAAAUAAAUUAUACAUGGUAUUUGGA
Messenger RNA from Oncorhynchus tshawytscha (Chinook salmon), 4270 nucleotides. Its product is annotated as radixin. Gene Ontology annotation, biological process: regulation of organelle assembly; positive regulation of protein localization to early endosome; positive regulation of early endosome to late endosome transport. The coding region runs from base 361 to 2079 and encodes 572 amino acids. Gene Ontology annotation, molecular function: actin binding; cell adhesion molecule binding. The record is from RefSeq and is a predicted model, not a curated record. Gene Ontology annotation, cellular component: filopodium; microvillus; plasma membrane. Lineage: Eukaryota; Metazoa; Chordata; Actinopteri; Salmoniformes; Salmonidae. The transcript has 14 exons.